This is a messenger RNA of Pimephales promelas (fathead minnow), 3811 nucleotides long. It is a transcript of the gene vps53, whose product is annotated as VPS53 subunit of GARP complex. The record is from RefSeq and is a predicted model, not a curated record. Lineage: Eukaryota; Metazoa; Chordata; Actinopteri; Cypriniformes; Leuciscidae. Gene Ontology annotation, cellular component: GARP complex. Gene Ontology annotation, biological process: retrograde transport, endosome to Golgi.
ACGGUAAAGAAGCAUUAACGUCAGCACAGUCAGGAAAUAAAACGUUUGUUUACUGUUUACAAUGAUGGAGGAUGAAGAAUUAGAGUUUGUGGAAGAUUUGGAGGCGAUAUUACACCUUACUCCAGAAGUGCAGCUGGCCAUUGAGCAGGUUUUCCCCAGCCAAGACCCUUUGGAUCGAGCUGACUUCAAUGCUGUUGAAUACAUUAAUACCUUGUUUCCAACAGAGCAGUCAUUGGCGAACAUAGACGAUGUGGUGAAUAACAUCCGACUUAAAAUCAGACGGUUGGACGACAACAUCAGGACAGUGGUGAGGGGACAGACUAAUGUGGGACAAGAUGGCAGACAGGCAUUGGAGGAGGCCCAGAAAGCCAUCCAGCAACUCUUUGGCAAAAUCAAAGACAUCAAAGACAAAGCGGAGAAAUCGGAGCAAAUGGUGAAAGAGAUCACACGGGACAUCAAGCAGUUGGACCAUGCAAAGCGUCACCUGACGACUUCUAUAACCACCCUCAAUCACCUGCACAUGCUGGCUGGCGGUGUGGACUCUCUUGAAGCUAUGACUCGAAAGAGGCAGUAUGGGGAGGUGGCCAAUCUCCUUCAGGGUGUAGUCAACGUGCUUGAGCACUUCCAGAAGUACAUGGGCAUCCCCCAGAUACGCCAGCUCUCAGAGAGAGUUAAAGCCGCACAGAGCGAGCUUGGUACACAGAUAUUGGCUGACUUCGAGGAGACUUUUCCUGCCCAGGGGUCAAAGAAAUCUGGUGGUCCUAGCAUUGUUCUCAGAGAUGCCUGCUUGGUGGCGAAUGUCCUGGAUCCUCGGAUUAAGCAGGAGAUCAUCAAAAAGUUCAUCAGGCAGCACCUGUCAGAAUACCUAGUUCUCUUCCAAGAGAACCAGGAUGUGGCAUGGCUCGACAAAAUAGACCGUCGUUAUGCGUGGAUCAAGCGUCAGCUCGUGGACUAUGAAGAGAAGUAUGGACGAAUGUUCCCUGAGGAGUGGUGGAUGACCGAGCGCAUUGCUGUAGAGUUCUGUCAGAUCACCAGAAUCGAGCUAGCCAAGCUGAUGCGAACCCGUGCCAGGGAGAUCGAGGUCAAGCUUUUGCUCUUCGCUAUUCAAAGGACCACCAAUUUCGAGGGACUGCUGGCUAAGCGCUUCUCGGGGUGCACCUUGAACGACGGGCCCGGGCAGAAAAAACCUGAGACGCCUCUAGAGCCAACAAACCCCUUUCUGGAAGACGAGUCAGGAGAGGACAACGUAUCAGAAAAGGAGGAAGAUCUGGAUAGACCAAAGAAGCCCAAGGCUCCAGACAACCCCUUCCACGGCAUUGUGUCCAAGUGCUUUGAGCCUCAUCUCUACGUUUACAUCGAGUCGCAGGAUAAAAAUCUCGGAGAGCUGAUCGACCGCUUUGUUGCUGAUUUUCGGGCACAGGGUCCCCCUAAAUCAGGUACAGAUGAGGGAGGUGCUGUGCUUCCCAGCUGUGCAGAUCUCUUCGUGUACUACAAGAAGUGUAUGGUGCAGUGCUCGCAACUGAGCACCGGAGAACCCAUGAUUGCUCUGAGCACCAUCUUCCAGAAGUAUCUGCGCGAGUAUGCCUGGAAGAUCCUCUCUGGAAACCUACCCAAGACCAGCACCAAUAGUGGUGGUCUGACCAUCAGCAGCCUGCUGAAGGAGAAAGAGGGAUCAGAAGCGGCCAAGUUCACCAUGGAAGAGCUUUGUCUCAUUUGCAGCAUCCUAAGCACAGCCGAAUACUGCCUGGCUACCACACAGCAGCUGGAGGAGAAGCUCAAGGAAAAGGUGGACAAGUCAUUGAUGGAGAGAAUCAACUUAACUGGGGAGAUGGACACCUUUAGCACGGUUAUCUCAAACAGUAUCCAGCUUUUGGUGCAGGACCUGGAUGCUGCAUGUGAUCCAGCCCUUACAGCUAUGAGCAAGAUGCCAUGGCAGAGUGUGGAACAUGUGGGAGACCAAAGCCCGUACGUGACCUCUGUAAUCAUGCACAUCAAACAAAAUGUGCCCAUCAUUAGAGACAACCUGGCCUCCACCCGGAAAUACUUCACGCAGUUCUGCAUUAAGUUCACCAACUCCUUCAUUCCAAAGUUCAUCAACCACCUAUUCAGGUGUAAACCAAUCAGCAUGGUUGGAGCAGAACAGCUACUCCUGGACACGCAUUCCCUCAAGACCGUUCUUCUAGACCUCCCUUCCAUUGGCUCUCAGGUGGUCCGUAAAGCCCCGGCCAGCUACACCAAAAUAGUGGUUAAAGGAAUGACUCGAGCGGAGAUGAUCCUCAAGGUGGUCAUGGCCCCUCACGAACCAUCUGUGGUCUUUGUGGACAACUACAUCAAGCUCCUUGCUGACAGCAACCCUGAGACUUUCCAGAAGAUACUAGAUAUGAAGGGUCUGAAACGGAGUGAGCAGAGCACCAUGCUGGAGCUUUUCAGACAGAGGUUGCCCACUCCGCCCUCAGGACCAGACGGUGGCCCAUCAUUGUCCUUCAGUGCCCCCACCCCUGAACAAGAGUCUUCCCGUAUCCGCAAACUGGAAAAGCUCAUUAAAAAGAGAAUUCAGUAAAUUAGCAGGAACUUUAUUCCCAUCAAUAUACUGAUGUGAGCGCUCUCUUUUGUGCAUGGCCUGACAACAUGUCUCCGCUCAAGUUAUAUCAUGCUUAAAAUGGGAUGUAAAUAGUACUGCUAUGUCUUUUGUAUGCAUUUAUGUUCGGUUACAGAUCACUGUUUAACUUUGAGGCUUUCAUGACUUGCAUUACUAUAGGCCUUAUGAUUCAAGUCUUUUCCUGAACCUCAACACAUUACUGGCAUGAAUGAGUCAUUUUCCCAGCGACCCCCCCCCCCCCCCCCCAUUUUUGGCUCCAAUUUACAACACUAAUACCCACAGUGUCAUUUACUUUGCACAUUUCUCUGAAAUAUGCUUGCACUUAAAGCAAAACAGAGGGCAGUGUGGCCCAGAAAAGAAACCUGCUGCUAUUCUGGCACAAAGUCUUCUGCCCUGGGGUUUAAAACAUCAAAAUGAUUUAAAACCAAUGUUUUUAUAAUUGUCCCCUCACUAUAAGAGUAAACGGCUGUGUGUAAUAUAGCUUUUGCUCUGAGUAAAGGUGCCUGCGGAGAAGAGGAGUGAGAUUUCAGGUCUCAGGUACUCCACAAUGGAGGAGCUUGGGAUCUCCUGUCUCCUCUGAAAUGAUAAACCAGUUAUAUUGACUUUUAAAAUAAUUUCCCAGGUUGGGGUGAAAAGAAAGAAACACUUGCAUUGUAGAUGUUUUUACCCUGCAGGAGCUGUAAGAACUGAAGAAUGUUUUCCCAUGCUAGUGAUAUUUUCUCUGCGAACAAUAAUAGUUCAUGGGAGAUUGGAAUGCAGAUGCAAUGCAGAAAUGUGGAUACAUUAUUCUACUUUACUUAAUCUACUGUUCACUUUUGUAAAGAUAGUAUUUGUUUUUGUCCAUUGUUUGACAUGAAUUAUUUUAUAGUCCUUUUAAUAGAUGAUUAUAUGAACUCCUGAAUCGGUUUACUGUACUUUUCAUCAUAAUUUCAUCACAAUCUCCUUUAUGUAUUUUUUUUUCUCUGCACAUGGCUUUGUAUUUGUUAAAAUACCUCAGCAGCAGUGUAUAUCAAAGCUAAAAUGUGUGCAAUGAAAGUAUGAUUCAUGUGUUGGAUGGGCUAUUGUGAUGUGUGAGGUUAUUGUAAUAAUAUUUGCAACUAUUUCUGCUGUUGAUUGCUUUAAUGAAAACAUUCCUGCCUUCUGUGAAUAUUACAACAUCUUUUUAAGGUCAACUGCAGAUAGAAAUUCUUGUUAAUAAAAAUCUGUUGAUUA